Molecule: messenger RNA, 5448 nt
Organism: Mytilus trossulus (common blue mussel)
Lineage: Eukaryota; Metazoa; Mollusca; Bivalvia; Mytilida; Mytilidae
Product: mitochondrial pyruvate carrier 1-like
Exons: 5
Coding region: 107-565 (152 amino acids)
Biological process (GO): pyruvate import into mitochondria
Cellular component (GO): mitochondrial inner membrane
Source: RefSeq, a predicted model, not a curated record
CUCAGGAUUCAAGCUUUUCAUUGCAUCAGGUUGGACAAAUCCUUGCUCAGAUGUAAUUUUGACCUCCAGUGCUUUCUUCAGAAAUUUCUAAGAUGGCAAGCUUAUCAUGGUCGAAAUAUUUCAUGAGCAUUUCUGGGGUCCUGUUGCAAAUUGGGGACUUCCUUUGGCAGCAUUAGCAGACUUAAAGAAAGACCCUGAGAUGAUUAGUGGUAAAAUGACUGCAGCACUUGCAAUUUAUUCCUCAUUAUUUAUGAGAUUUGCUAUCAGAGUACAGCCUCGUAAUAUGUUGUUGUUUGCCUGUCAUAUUACCAACUUCUCUGCUCAAAUGAUGCAAGGUGGAAGAGUUAUUCAUUAUCAUUAUUUUACCCCAGUAUCAGAGAGGAAGAAACAUCAUAUUGAAGUUGUUGAAGAAGAAAUUCACCAUCAUCCUGAAAGAUACCCAGAGAUUCAUCCAGUACCAUUAGAUCGCCUCACACAAAGCCAGGCUGAAAAAGAAGUCCAGGAAUUUGACAAGAAAUAUUCCCUUCCUAAAGAACCAGUGCCACAUAUAAAGCCUACAUUAUAGACCUUGUGACAAAAGUUUAUAAAAUUUGGGACAAAUUUUGCCUGUUGCUUAACUUGAUUUUAAUUUUUAGGCUGAUUAGAAAAAGCAUGAUCUCUAAAUACGCAGAUACAAUUAGUUUUAAAAAAAAUGUAUGGUUUUAAUGAAAAAAUUGAAAGUUCAAAUUGAUAACCAGAGAUUUUUUAAUUACAAUGUAAUAGAAAUAUUGUUAUGAAGAUGUUAUACUUGUUAUUGUUGUUUUAAUUAUGUAUAGAGCUUUCUGGAAACUCACUUCUGAAAGUCAGAAUCUGAUUAUAAAUAACUUUAGAAUACAUUUUUAUUCUUGUUUGGGAGUGUACUUGUAUGAAUACUGGUUUAGUUCAGUUUGUAAGCAAGGUUAAAAGUAAAUAGAAAAUAUGUGAACAAACGUUUCCAACUUUUUAUUGUAGUUUGAUUCCGCAUGAUAACAGAUAUGUAGGAAGGCAAAACACAUUUAAAUACUAUAUUAGACCAAAUAUUAUUUAUAAAUCAACAGAGAUUACAACUAAUCAUUUGCGCUUCAUUAAACUUUAAUGCAGCACAGCAGUGUAAAUAUCUGAUAAACAAACUAACUUUCUUCAAAUUUUAAUUUAAGACACAAAAAAACAUGAUUCUGGAAAGGACUUUUAUAGUGAAAAAUGUAAUUCAGAAAUUAUUGCGUGUAUUUAUUAUUGCAAUUUUAUCAUUUUAGACUUAAAUGCAAUUUUAAUUUUUAUGAUGGUGAGAAAAAUCCUGUUUAAUUCACAUAAAAUAUUUCAAAAUGUGAGUUUAAAUUUUUGCAUUUAGCAAUAAUAAAAAAUUUCGCAAUAAUUUCUGAAUUUACAGUAUCUUUAAAUUGUAAUGACAUAUAUUUUUAAUUGUAUGGCAUAAUGUUACAUUUUUACCUGUGAUAUACAAACUUAAAUAGUCAUUUUCAUAGAAAGUGAUAAUUCCGAAACAUAGUAUUAUAUUAAAAAUAAAUUGGAAUCUCAUUUAACUUUAACUUUUACUUGCCAUGAACACAUUUGAUAGAUGAGAAAGGUUCAGUCAUAUUCUUUGACCUCUCCAGUAUUUUCACUUAGGUUUGAAAAAGUCUUAUAUUCAAAAUUUAGCACCAAAUUAAUCAAUAGCUAGGUAGCAGGGUGAUAGAUUUUGAUUAGAAUUCUAAAAUUAAUAUAUUAUUAACAAUUGGUAUCACUUUGUUAUAAAGAUAAGAAUACUUUGGAUUCAUUUGUUUUCAUAGGUAUCAAUUUUUGAGGAUUGUUAAAAAAUUGUGUUUAGUUGAUUUCAUUUGGUUUUUUUAUACAUUCUGCAUGUAAGUUGAUAUAAUAUUUGUAUGCUGACUUAAAAUCUACAUUAAGGUAUUAUGUUCAUGUGAAUGCAUAAACAAUCCAUAUUAGCCCACUAGAUUUUAGAACAUUCCAGACAGAGACAUAGUAAAGAUGUAUAUAUAGAAGAAGACACAUUAGCUUCUUAAUAAACAGAAAAUUAUAUGCACUAUCAUAGGUGUAGCAUCUGCAAAAAUACUGUAGUGGUACUACCUAAAAAUAAAAAAAAUGUUCUGAAGUAACUUAACACCUAUAAAUGCUUUAUAUUACUGUGGAUUCAUGUAUUUUCAGUGGGUAUCAAUUUUCAAGGAUUGCUGAAAACUUACAUAUACGUGGAUAUUUUAUUUCAUGGUUUUGUCAAUCUCUAUGCAAAGCCUAUUGAAAAUAUGUUAUUCGUUGGACUUUUGAAUUUGUUGUUUACCUGUAAAUCCUAUGAAAAUUGGUAUCCAACAAAUAAUAAUUAAUCCACAGUAUAUAGUUUUCCUGAUAGGAAUAACUACAACUCCCAAACUACUGAUUUGUUAUUCUUUUAUGAAUGUUAAUCUAUGGAAGGUAGCGUACACCUGAAAAUAAGUAACAAAUGCCUAGUUAUUUCACAUGUUUCACUUUGUAUUGGGUUCAUAUAUCUGACCUAUGGUAAUGUGUCCCUGUAUGAUAAUGCAGAUGCAGACAGGGCUAAUUUUUUUUAACAAUAAUAGAUCUUGGGGAUUCAUACUAUUUAUUUUUAUAUAGGUUUAGACAAUAUCAAGGUGACAACAUGUUUUACUUUGGGUAUUAAGUCGUAAGGGGGAUGAACAAUAAUGAUUUGUAUUAUGCUGUCAGGGUUGAGGUUAACACGGGUUUUACUUUGUGUAUACCGUAAUGUAUUUAGGGGAGAUAAUCAAUCCAAAUGACUACUUUGGUUGUGAACAAUAAAGAUAGUUUAAUACAGUGUCAGGUUUGAGGUAACGACAAGUUUUACUUUGUGUAUAAUGUAUUAAGGGGAGAUUAUUAAACUGAAAGACUACAUUGCCAGUGAAAGAUAAAGAUUGUUUUAUACUGUCAGGUUUGAGGUAAACUUUGUUAUAGAUUUUCUUUUCUUUUGUAUUUUGUCCCAAGGGUAUUUGUAUUUUUGUUAACUACAUAUAUUUCUAUCUACCAAACUUUCAACUAGAAGUGACAUUUUUGUUGAUCUGUAGCAAAUAUUUUCAAUCAAAAAUGCUGUCUUAAAUACCUUUGUAACUCGAACUGAUGUAUUGAAAUAUCUGAAUUCUAUCUAUUGGCUGGUUAAAAGGUUUUUAUACGACCGCAAAUUUUGAAAAAAAUUUUGUCGUAUAUUGCUAUCACGUUGGCGUCGUCGUCGUUGUCGUCGUCGUCAUCCGAAUACUUUUAGUUUUCGCACUCUAACUUUAGUAAAAGUGAAUAGAAAUCUAUGAAAUUUUAACACAAGGUUUAUGACCAUAAAAGGAAGGUUGGUAUUGAUUUUGGGAGUUUUGGUCCCAACAUUUUAGGAAUAAGGGGCCAAAAAGGGCCCAAAUAAGCAUUUUCUUGGUUUUCGCACUAUAACUUUAGUUAAAGUAAGUAGAAAUCUAUGAAAUUUUGACACAAGGUUGAUGACCACAAAAGAAAGGUUGGGAUUGAUUUUGGGAGUUUUGGUUUCAACAGUUAAGGAAUUAGGGGCCAAAAAAGGGCCCAAAUAAGCAUUAUUCUUGGUUUUCGCACAAUAACUUUAGUUUAAGUAAAUAGAAAUCAAUGAAAUUUAAACAUAAUGUUUAUGACCACAAAAGAAAGAUUGGUAUUGAUUUUGGGAGUUUAGGUCCAAACAGUUUAGGAAUUAGGGGCCAAAAAGGGACCCAAAUAAGCAUUUUUCUUGGUUUUCGCACCAUAACGUUAGUAUAAGUAAAUAGAAAUCUAUGAAAUUUAAACACAAGGUUAAUGACCAUAAAAGGAAGGUUGGUAUUGAUUUUGGGAGUUUUGGUCCCAACAGUUUAGGAAAAAGGGGCCCAAAGGGUCCAAAAUUAAACUUUGUUUGAUUUCAUCAAAAUUGAAUAACUGGGGUUCUUUGAUAUGCCGAAUCUAACUGUGUAUGUAGAUUCUUAACUUUUGGUCAUGUUUUCAAAUUGGUCUACAUUAAUGAUUAAGGUCCAAAGGGUCCAAAAUUAAACUUAGUUUGAUUUUGACAAAAAAUGAAUCGGUUGGGUUCUUUGAUAUGUUGAAUCUAAAAAUGUACUUAGAUUCUUGAUUAUUGGCCCAGUUUUCAAGUUGGUCCAAAUCUGGGUCCAAAAUUAAACUUUUUUGAUUUCAUCAAAAAUUGAAUAAAUGGGGUUCUUUGAUAUGCCAAAUCUAACUGUGUAUGUAGAUUCUUCAUUUUUGGUCCCGUUUUCAAAUUGGCCUACAUUAAGGUCCAAAGGGUCCAAAAUUAAACUAAGUUUGAUUUUAACAAAAAUUAAAUUCUUGGGCCUCUUUGAUAUGCUGAAUCUAAACAUGUACUUAGAUUUUUGAUUAUGGGCCCAGUUUUCAAGUUGGUCCAAAUCAGGAUCUAAAAUUAUUAUAUUAAGUAUUGUGCAAUAGCAAGUCUUUUCAAUUGCACAGUAUUGUGCAAUGGCAAGAAAUAUCCAAUUUCACAAUAUUGUGAAAUAGCAUUUUUUUUUUUAAUUAGAGUUAUCUUUCUUUGUCCAAAAUAGUAAGCAAGAAAUAUCUUAUUGCAAGAAAUUUUUUAAUUAGAGUUAUCUUUCUUUGUCCAGAAUCAACUUAAAUCUUUGUUAUAUACAAUAUACAAUGUAUAUUCACUUUUUACUACCAACUGAUAAAUUUAAAUAAUCUUUACCAUUCAGUGAUAACAAGCAGUUUUUUACAUCUCAAUAUUUUAUGAUGUAUUUAAAUGAGUAGUUAUUGUUGCAAACUCAAUUAGAAUAUUUUAAUUGAGAUUAGUUUUGGAAUAAGGGAAAGGGGGAUGUGAUUAAAAAAUUGGGUUCAAUUUUUCUCAUUUGAAAUUUCAUAAAUAAAAAGAAAAUUUCUUCAAACAUUUUUUUGAGAGGAUUAAUAUUGAACAGCAUAGUGAAUUGCUCUAAGAGAAAACACAAAUUUUAAGUUCAUUAGAACACAUUCAUUCUGUGUCAGAAACCUAUGCUGUGUCAACUAUUUAAUCACAAUCCAAAUUUAGAGCUGAAUCCAGCUUGAAUGUUGUGUCCAAACUUGCCCCAACCGUUCAGGGUUCAACCUCUGCGGUCGUAUAAAGCUACGCCCUGCGAAGCAUCUGGUUAUUUAUUGAUGCAAGGUAAAAUGAAUUCUAAGAAAAAAACAAAGGUCAUUCUACUGUGUAGAGUGUAUGACAUAUGAUCAGGGUGAAUUUAUUGUUACUUUGUUUACCCUUUUGUAUUUAUUACUACACUAAUAUUGAGUGCUCAAAUUUGGAGUUUUGUGUUAUUGUGUAGUCAUUAUUUUAUAUUAAGAAAACGUUGUUAUAUUUUCUGUAUUAUUAGCAGACUGCAUUAUGUGAUGGCAUGAACAAAAACUUUGUUACAUUAUAAUUGUUUGUGCUGUCAAGUUAUUUUGACAAAAUUAAAGAACAAUUAAAUUGGA